Molecule: messenger RNA, 2137 nt
Organism: Scophthalmus maximus (turbot)
Lineage: Eukaryota; Metazoa; Chordata; Actinopteri; Pleuronectiformes; Scophthalmidae
Gene: rpusd2
Product: RNA pseudouridine synthase domain containing 2
Exons: 3
Coding region: 42-1808 (588 amino acids)
Biological process (GO): pseudouridine synthesis
Molecular function (GO): RNA binding; pseudouridine synthase activity
Source: RefSeq, a predicted model, not a curated record
CGACCUUGAGGAGAAAGACCUCUACGUAAAUUAGCGGAACGAUGCACGUGAGUGUUUCAGUCAGAGGUCUGAGAAGAUGUAAUUUAUCGUUUCUCUUCGCGGUUCAAAGUGGAGUUAAUAAACGCGUAGUUUAUAAAGAACAACCCCACCAUUUCUCUCGUACCGUUAACGAAUCUCUGAAUCUUCUCCUCCGCUCUCCACGCUGUCGACAGAGCAGCGCGACUAUGGCGCAGGCAGCCAGCGAUCCCGGAGCACCGGCGGAGCUCGACAGCCCGGUGUCCGCGCAGGCAGUCGCCGCUAUUGAGGCCGCAGAAACCGGCAAACGCAAAAGCGACGAGCGGUGCGAACCCGAGGCGAGUGGCCAAGGGAAGAGGCGGAGAGGAGCGGGAGGGAAGAAGCUCCGUCCGGGCGAAAGGUACAUCCCUCCUCCCCAGAAACGGAACCCCGGCGUCAGCUUCAGUCAGGAGCAUUACGCCGAGACCUCCUACUACUUCGAAGGUGGCCUCCGCAAAGUUCGUCCCUAUUACUUCGACUUCAAAACCUACUGCAAAGGCCGGUGGAUCGGGAAGAGUCUGCUGGAGGUGUUCGACAGCGAGUUCAGAGCCGAGUCUGUGGAGUACUACCAGCGGGCUGCCAAAGAGGGUCGCAUCCGGCUCAACGAGAGCCCUGUGGAGGACCUGUCUGUGGUGCUCAGGAAUAACGACCACUUGAGAAACACCGUCCACCGCCAUGAGCCGCCUGUGGUCGGAAGGCCCCUGGAGGUUCUGGUUGAUGACGGUGAAGUGCUGGUGGUUGACAAGCCUGCUUCCAUCCCGGUCCACCCCUGUGGCCGUUUUCGCCACAACACCGUGAUUUUCAUCCUGGGGAAAGAACGGGGCUUCUCCGAGCUUCACACUGUCCACAGACUGGACAGACUCACCUCUGGAGUGCUGCUGUUUGCCAGAACAUUGGAGACGUCAAAGAAGCUGGACAAGUUGGUGAGAGAUAGACAGCUUGAAAAGGAGUACGUGUGCCGAGUGGAGGGGGAGUUUCCAGAGGGCGAAGUGAUCUGUGAGGAGCCCAUCCUGGUCGUUUCCUUUAAAAUUGGCAUCUGUCGGGUUGACCCCAAGGGAAAGGAGUGCCGAACUGUCUUUCAGAGGCUUAGCUUUAAUGGAAAAACCAGCGUUGUCCGCUGUUUACCCCUUACCGGCCGCACACACCAGAUCAGGGUCCACCUCCAGUACCUGGGCUUCCCCAUCCUCCAUGACCCCAUCUAUGGAUCCUCAGCAUGGGGUCCUCACAGGGGGAAGGGGGGAGUGAUGGGGAAGAGCAAUGAGGAGCUGCUGCAGGCUCUUGUAGAGGAGCAUCGAUCUCAGGAAAGUCUACACCUUUUAGACAUACCAGAUGACGGCAUUGGACAAGAGAAAAACAAGAAGAUGGACAAGUCAGACAGCCCGUCUGAACCUGACCAGAGUGGAGAAAGUCAUGAGACACAGGCGACGACGGGUUGUAGCUCAACAGGUGCAACCAUACACGAGGAGAGUCAGAGCUUCACAGACUCUAACAGUAACAGCACCUCACUCCAAGAAUCCCAGAGCCAUAUACCGAUCGAAUCAAAUGGAAAUCAAACGGAGGCGACUGACUGUGCCAAGAAAUCUCCUCCAGGGACUAGAGACCACUUGUGUAGUGAGUGUAAGCUGGACAGAGCAGACCCGACGGAGAAGGAGCUCAUCAUGUAUCUGCAUGCGUUGCGCUACAAAGGACCUGAUUUUGAAUAUUCCACACAUUUACCCGACUGGGGAAAAGAAGACUGGGUUGAAGCUGAAUAGCGCCGACCUGAUGAACACUGCUGAUGACUUUAGGUUUCUUCAACACUUCUUUUGAAAAUCUUCGUCAUUUCUCUGACACUGGUAUAAAAUGCCUCAAAAUCAAUUUUUGCAUAUCCACUAGAAUUGAACCUUUAGAAAUGUUUUUCUUUGGCUACAACCCAUUUAUGACAUAGCACAAAUGGAAAAUGUAAUCAUUUCUUUCUCAUGUUGCGGUUUUAAUGUGAAGAAUAUAGUUUUAAUUUAAUUUUAUCAUUUUUUAGGCUCGUAAUCUGUCCGGUACUUGAAAAUCAAUAUUGAAACAAAUUAAAAAGCCAGUCUGCAGGAAAAAA